Kwoniella shivajii is the source of this 519-nucleotide messenger RNA. RefSeq lists its product as uncharacterized. The transcript has 6 exons. Gene Ontology annotation, molecular function: single-stranded RNA binding; single-stranded DNA binding; translation initiation factor binding. The coding region runs from base 1 to 519 and encodes 172 amino acids. Lineage: Eukaryota; Fungi; Basidiomycota; Tremellomycetes; Tremellales; Cryptococcaceae. Gene Ontology annotation, biological process: positive regulation of nuclear-transcribed mRNA poly(A) tail shortening; transcription initiation at RNA polymerase II promoter; positive regulation of translational initiation. Gene Ontology annotation, cellular component: P-body; RNA polymerase II, core complex. The record is from RefSeq and is a predicted model, not a curated record.
AUGUUCUUCCUGAGAGAAUUGACACAUACAAUCUUAUUACAUCCAUCAUAUUUCGGUGCUCAACUGGAAGAUUAUCUACGACAAAAGUUGUAUGAAGAUGUUGAAGGUACAUGUAGUGGUAAACAUGGUUAUAUCAUUUCGGUGAUUACCAUAUCAGACAUUGGUGAAGGUAAAAUACAACCUUCCACAGGUCAAGCAAAAUUCAAGACUACCUACACUGCAAUCGUAAUGAAACCUUUUAAAGGUGAAGUAGUCGAUGGUAAAGUAGUUAACGUGAAUAAGAUGGGUUUCUUCGCUAUGGUUGGUCCAUUACAAGUGUUUGUUUCAUGUCAUCUCACACAUGGAGAUAUGCAAUAUGAUCCAAAUGCAUCACCGCCAUGUUAUCGAUCGAACGACGAAGUGAUUCAGAAAGAUACGAAAGUGCGAAUGCAAAUUGUAGGUUGUAGAGUCGAAGCGAACGACAUUUUUGCCAUCGGAACGAUAAAGAAAGAUUUCUUGGGUCAAAUAAGAGAAGACUAG